Drosophila busckii is the source of this 576-nucleotide messenger RNA. RefSeq names its product gametocyte-specific factor 1 homolog. The record is from RefSeq and is a predicted model, not a curated record. NCBI's taxonomy places the organism in Eukaryota, Metazoa, Arthropoda, Insecta, Diptera, Drosophilidae. Bases 65 to 511 code for a protein of 148 amino acids. The transcript has 2 exons.
CAUUUGUAUGCGUUGUCUUACCGAAUUUAUAUCUUAAUUGAAAUUGGCAGAAUAUUAAUUUAAAAUGUCUAAAUUUGUGAAAUGCCCGUUCGAUCCAACUCAUGUAAUGUUGGCAAAUCGACUGCCCAUACAUUUAAUAAAAUGCACGCGAAACAAUACACAAGUGGAAAUGCUUAGAUGCGUAUUCAACACAACGCAUUUAAUAAAAGCUCAAGAAUUUCAGUCGCAUCUGCUAAGUUGCGAAAGCAGGCCGGACUUUGAUAGAUUUGUAAUAGCAGACGCUUUGCCUGCAGAGCUUAGUGCAGCGGAUCAAAUUGAUAUCAUCCAAUGUAAAGAGGAUUGGGACGCAGAGCCAGUAGUCGAGUCAUAUAAGCCUGAAAGUCAUAUUACCAACAAAUUGAUCAUGCGCAGAUUAACAGGAGGCUCAGCCUCCGUUCGCCGUGAAUUUCGUGAAUCCGAACGCAAGCGUUUUCAAAACAUAACUGAAGUAAACCAAGAUGAGUCGAUGUAAAAACGCUCUUCAUAUAUAGCACUUAUAAAAUAUAGAUUGCUUGAGAAUAUUAAGUUGUAAUUUAC